CCGCACAGCCAUGACGACCUCGGCGCUGCGCCGGCAGGUGAAAAACAUCGUGCACAACUACUCGGAGGCAGAGAUCAAGGUGCGGGAGGCCACCUCCAACGAUCCCUGGGGACCCCCCAGCUCCCUGAUGUCGGAGAUCGCCGACCUCACCUUCAACACGGUGGCCUUUGCCGAGGUCAUGGGCAUGAUCUGGCGGCGGCUGAACGACAGUGGCAAGAACUGGCGUCAUGUCUACAAAGCCCUCACCCUCCUGGACUACCUCAUCAAAACUGGCUCUGAGAAGGUGACCCACCAAUGCCGGGAGAACCUCUACACCAUCCAGACGCUGAAGGACUUCCAGUACGUGGACCGGGACGGCAAGGACCAGGGCAUCAACAUCCGAGAGAAGGUGAAGCAGGUGAUGGCACUGCUGAAGGACGAGGAGCGGCUGAAGCAGGAGCGGGCGCACGCGCUGCAGACCAAGGAGCGCAUGGCCCUCGAGGGCAUGGGCAGCAGCAGCCACCAGGUCGCCUAUGGCCGCCGCGCAUCGCCCUACGGUGACGACUAUGGCCGGGCGCGGGGCUCGCCUUCCUCCUUUAACUCAUCAUCCUCAUCCCCACGGUUUGCCUCCGACCUGGAGCAAGCGAGGCCCCAGACGACGGGCGAGGAGGAGCUGCAGCUGCAGCUUGCGCUGGCCAUGAGUCGGGAGGAGGCGGAGAAGAAGCCACUCCCUCCAAUUUCCAGUACAGACGAAGAAAGGCAAUUGCAGCUAGCGCUCGCGCUGAGCAAAGAGGAGCACGAGAAGGAGGUGAGGGCUUGGCAAGGGGAGAAUUCCCUGCUGCAGAGAGCCAUAGAGGAGACUGCCCAGGGCAGGGAGGAAGAGGAAGAAGAAGAUAAGAUGAAGAAAAGCCAGUCCUCUAUCCUGGAGCUGGCAGAUAUAUUCGGGCCGGCGCCAGCCCCCUCCAGCCACACGUCUGCCGACCCAUGGGAUAUGCCAGAUAUGAAACCCAAAGUGGAGCCGGCAGCCUCCACCUGGGCCGGUGCGGCUGACCCCUGGGUGCCGGUCCCAGCCGCUGGCGGGGAGCCCCUCUCCCAGGCAAGCGCUUCGUCCCAGCAAACCUCCGCCGGGCCCUGGGAUUUCCCCCCCAGCACCACUGCAGCCUCCGACCCUUGGGGGAAGGCACCCUUGUCUUCUGGCUUCCCUCCUGCGGACCCCUGGGUGACGGCAUCCCCCCCCACCCAGGUCCCUGGUUCUACGCCAGCUGCCGACCCUUGGGCCGCUGUGGCCGAGCAACCUCCUAACCCUGGGGGGGAUGCUUUUGACCUGUUUGCAAAGCCGCCCGAGCCGCCGGAGCAGGAGCCCUCGCAGCCGCCCUCCUCGGCCAAGUCCAACAGCCCCGUUGAGCUGGACCCCUUCGGCGACCUGUUCCCCAGCGCCAGGCAGGAUGGGACGAAGAGCUUUGACCUCGCCAACCUGGCCGACUCCCUGCCCGAAUCCGGCAAGGAGCGGAAGGACUGUAAAACCCCCGAGGCCUUCCUCGGCCCCGCUGCCUCCUCCCUGGUCAACCUGGACUCCCUGGUCGCGCCUGCACCGGCCUCCAAGACGCGCAACCCCUUUCUCUCGGGUCUGAGCACGCCGUCCCCCACCAACCCCUUCAGCCUCGCCGAGCAGCCCAAGCCGACGCUCAACCAGAUGCGGACCAGCUCGCCAGUGCCCAGCCUGCCCACGGGCCUCCCCGCCCACUCCAUCCCCCCCCCCCCCCCCCCCCCCGCCACUGCCGCCCUCCGCCCUCUUAUAACACCGUUCCCCGAACUCCCCAGCAAUUUGCCGCAGCCUUUACUGCCGCUGAGCGGCCCACCGGCCGCUCCGGGGGGGCUCAACCCCUUCCUCUGAAGUCUCUGGAUGUGU
This is a messenger RNA of Aptenodytes forsteri (emperor penguin), 1888 nucleotides long. RefSeq names its product epsin 3 (gene EPN3). Gene Ontology annotation, molecular function: clathrin binding; phospholipid binding. The coding region runs from base 11 to 1873 and encodes 620 amino acids. Gene Ontology annotation, biological process: endocytosis. Gene Ontology annotation, cellular component: clathrin vesicle coat; endosome; plasma membrane. The record is from RefSeq and is a predicted model, not a curated record. Lineage: Eukaryota; Metazoa; Chordata; Aves; Sphenisciformes; Spheniscidae. The transcript has 10 exons.